AUUACGUACACAUUGUGGUUGUUUGUCAUCCCGCCGAACCGUCUAAUCUCAACCUGCGACAGCCGCAGCAAACAUCAGCUCCAACACCAACCCCAGGUCUUGGCGUUUCUUCCCCUUCAGCUCGACCGUCGGACUUCAAAGCAUCUUUGUCAUCUUUCACCGUUUGUCCGAUAUCAACCCCAGUCUCCCGCUUCUCUCCUCCAUCCCUUUUUGAACCCAACAAUCAUCGACUGUGACUUUCAUGAUGCGAUAUCCUGAAGGUGACCUAGCAAUCCUCGGCGUCGAGACCUAUCCCAACCCCCUCGUCCAGACACCGGCUCGAUCCCGAUCGACUCGUCAGUCAAACUCUACUGUUGCAAGCCAACGACCUGAAGAGGGGGGUCCGCGGAAACGUCCAAGACUACAAGGGGCCGAUGGCGGGACGCGCGAAAAAGAUGAAACUAAACGGGCCCGCGGACGUCCACGGUUGGACGUCAGUGAUGAGACUGCUGCUGACCGUCGACGAACUCAGAUACGUCUAGCACAACGUGCAUAUCGGAACCGCAAAGAGACCGCAAUACAAACAUUGGAGAAACAAGUCCAAAAUCUACAAAAGGUCAACAGGGAAAUGAGCAAUGCUUUUAUGAAAUUCCAUGACUUCGCUGUGGCCAGCGGUUUACUGGACAGUUCUUCCGAGUUAGGCAGACAACUCCUCGCUACCAAGGAAAGGUUCAUCACUAUCACACCAGCCGGCGGUGACGUCAUUGACGCAAAUGACGACCAUGAAGGACGGCGACGAGGAAGUACGAGUACAACUGACUCCAUUGGAAGUGAUCGCAGGCGAAAGGGAACUAUACAACCAGAGAGUCAAAGAAAUUCCCCGGAGUAUACGAUAGAACCAUCGGCCCCCGAGUCACCCCCACAGCUUUACCCAGGUCUCACCAUCACUCACGAGCCAAUCUCGCAAAGCUACCUGACAACUCACCCGGAUACAGACUUGAGUCUUUCCAUACCAACCAGCAACCAGGCAGCUGAAUUCCAUCCAACCACCACCGCCCCAUCUCUCCCCAAGACCUUCGACUUUGCCACAAUAGACUUCAACCUCGACUUCCUCACCCAACCCCAACCACAACCCCAACCACAACCUCCGAUCCCCUCCCCCUUUUCCUCCCUCCCCGCCCCAUCCUCCUACGCCUCGCACGAAAUCACCUUCGGCCGCCGCUACCAGCGCUUCGCCGUCGAGCGCGCCCACAUGCUCGUCACCAUGCCCAACCCGCCUAUCGACAAGCUCAGCAAAGCCUUCGGCUUCUGCCUCCUCUUCGAGUCACCCGACAUGAUCUUCCAGCGCACGCUCAAAGCCAUUGCCAGGAGCGCCGGCGAAAGCCUCUACAACUGGCAGUACCCGUUCUACCACCUCGGCGGGGCCGGGACGCACAACUUACAACAAAUUGCUGGACCCGGAGGACCCCUCCUGAAUAGCACCCUCACCUUGGAAGCGGGCAUGAGGAUGCACUUGAACUUUGUGCAGGUCGGUAACCAAGGGACAAUCGACAUUCUGAAACCACAUGCCGAGUUGACGGCGGGCUUCGGCAUGGGACCGUUCCCGCCUGCUGUCAAUAAUGCGAGGGAUAACUUUCUGGAUAGGGACAUGAAGAUGUGUCUCCCCGGUUUUGGUGGGACGUAUUACGAUUGCGACGAGGUGGAGUUUUACUUCCACCAGAGAGGGGUGGUGAUCCCACCCGGAGCGGAUUCGUAUACCGUGGAGAUUUACCCGGCACAAUUUGGGGUUGGUGCUGGUGCUGGUGGAGGAGGAGGAGGACCAGGGUCAGGGUCAGGGUCGUUGGAGGAGGAACUGGACUUGGCUUGUCUUGACUCGAUUGUUAGUCAGAACUGCGCUCCUCCAGCACCUGCUGCUGCAUAUGUGGUGGGAUCACCGCCUUCUUCGAUGGACUGUUACAGUUCGAACUCAAUUAUUAGCGUUGAUGAUCUCCCGCUUUCCGGUUACCAACAACAACCACCCUCUACGACGACGACAAAUAAACCACUCACACCCAGCGGCUGCUCCAUGUCCAGCUCCCUCUCACCCCCCUCAACAACCGCCUGCGAGGAUUGGGCUGCUUGGUUUUUGGGUGCCGCCCCAGCGCCUAACGAUAGCAGCUUCGACUUUUCCGAAUCUUCCUUGCCGGACAAUAAUAACAUAUACAUGUCCCCCAAGAGUUCGGAUUCAGCACGCUCGGCUACGGGUUCCUCCUCCGAUCAACCACCACCAGUUCCAUCUACUACCACUACUACUACAAGCUAUUCAUCGCCACCAGUACCACCACCAAGACAGCGGCCACCACAGCAAAUGUGGAAUCAGCGCAUGUUGGUGACGAUAGACGUCAAUCAGCUGGUGAACGAGCUUACCGAACGUGCCAUUUGUCUUGGGAGGACGCCGGGCAUUAGGGUGGAGGAGAUCAAUGCUGCUUUUUGGAAGAGUGUUUCGAUGUCUGUGACGUUGUAGGUAAGGUACCUAGGGAAUCGGUUAUGGUGUUUUUUCUUUUUCUUUCUUUUUUGGAUUUUGGUUUUGGGUUUAGCUGGGUUGCCUGGAGUUAUGGAUUGUAUUAGUUUUAGGGUUUUGGGGUGAGUGUCGUCGGCUUUUGAUGUACGUUUAUGUGUAUGAUUAGGGCGUGAUGAAAUGAAUAUCUGUAUUGGACAUCGUACCCACACAUAACGUGUAAUUGUAAUUGUUUGGGAUAAUCUAAGACGCAGUGCCAUGUUACCGGGGAACUGAGAACAGGAAGAAAAUCAUGGUGAAAGAGCAAAAGAGGAGGAGGAGGGGUGGCAUGAAGAAUGGAAAGAUUAAAGGAAGGAAGGAAGGAACAAACGAGGGACAACUGGCAAGGACCACAAACUACCACCGGUAGGG
Neurospora tetraspora is the source of this 2887-nucleotide messenger RNA. RefSeq lists its product as uncharacterized. The record is from RefSeq and is a predicted model, not a curated record. Gene Ontology annotation, molecular function: DNA-binding transcription factor activity. The transcript is spliced from 2 exons. Bases 242 to 2482 code for a protein of 746 amino acids. NCBI's taxonomy places the organism in Eukaryota, Fungi, Ascomycota, Sordariomycetes, Sordariales, Sordariaceae. Gene Ontology annotation, biological process: regulation of DNA-templated transcription.